Messenger RNA from Talaromyces amestolkiae, 1914 nucleotides. RefSeq lists its product as uncharacterized. Lineage: Eukaryota; Fungi; Ascomycota; Eurotiomycetes; Eurotiales; Trichocomaceae. The coding region runs from base 1 to 1914 and encodes 637 amino acids. The record is from RefSeq and is a predicted model, not a curated record. Gene Ontology annotation, biological process: fatty acid metabolic process. The transcript is spliced from 5 exons. Gene Ontology annotation, molecular function: medium-chain fatty acid-CoA ligase activity.
AUGCUCAUUCGUGUAUCGCUAAGGGCUUGUGCGCAAGUCCGUCGCGAUGCAUCACGAGGCAGCACCUUCCUGGUCAAGCAGCUCAUUGCAAACAACCACCGCCAACAUCGCAGGCUAUCGUCUUUAGUCAAUGCAAGUCCAUCGAACAGAUCAAACCUCUUCCAAGCUCUUGCCACCCACGACCCGCUCAGUGUAGCCGUGGAACACUUCAAUACGAGACGCAAAUUCACCUAUGCAGACCUAACUAGGGAUAUUCUUGAAUCACAAAAGCGACUCAUAAAGAAAUGUUCCACCAGAGGAGUAUCGUCUCUCAGGGGCGAGAGGGUUGCUUUUGCGGCGACGAAUGAUUAUUAUUCCGUGGUGAACCUGUUCUCUAUCCUGGCCAGUGAUGCGAUUGCAGUCCCAGUGUUGCCUGGUCUCCCUUACCCUGAAGUCAAGUACAUCCUAGAUAAUGCGGACGCAAAGAUGUUACUUUUGACGGAAAUUGGAGGGGAGAAAGUUCGGAAAAUGAUAAAUUGGUUCAUUAGCGCAGAUGAUUUGAUUGUCGAUGUGAUAGAUGGUGUCCCAAUGCGUGGUCACUUUGAGAUAUCACAGAAAGUCGACUUUCCCGAUGUACAAGACGCAAGAGGAGGUCUUAUGCUGUAUACUUCUGGGACUACGAAUCGACCGAAAGGUGUCUUUUUACCGUUAUCCGCGUUACAAGCCCAAGCGCAGUCUUUGAUCGAGGCUUGGAAGUAUACUCCCAAAGACCGACUGCUACAUCUUCUUCCACUACACCAUAUACACGGCCUUGUGAAUGCGCUCCUCGUCCCGAUUCUUGCGGGCUCGACAAUUGAAUUCAUGCCAGUCCCAGCGGCUCCGUCUGCUAUUUGGAAUCGAUUAGCUGCGCGAUUCUUAGAGCAGCGACGAGGCCAGAAUCCAAAGGCCUACAAGAACAUCACCUUCUUAACAGGUGUGCCAACUUUGUACACGCGGCUCAUGGCAGAUUUUCCUUCAUUGCCCGACGACGUUCAAGCUGCAGCCAGAAAGGCAAUUUCGCGGAAAAAUCUACGAUUGAAUAUCUCGGGAUCAGCGGCAUUACCGACGCCGACAAAAAGCGCCUGGACAGAAUUGAGUGAUGGGAAUGUCCUCUUGGAGCGUUACGGUAUGACUGAAGUAGGGAUGGCUAUAAGCUGUGGACUAGACCGCAGAGGUCGCGUUGACGGUAGCGUGGGCUGGCCAUUACCAUCGGUUGAGGUCAGAUUAUGGGAUACGGACAAAGAGGAAGUAAUUUUGCCCGGCGAAGAGAUCGAUAAAGAGACAGGCCGUGAACGAAUAGGAGAAAUCCAGUUACGCGGACCCACGAUUUUUCGUGAGUACUGGGGUAAUCCCAAAGCCACCAAAGAGGCUUUUGUUGCAGACGACGAUGGUAAGGGGAAAUGGUUCCGCACAGGCGACGUCGCGGUGCGAAGGAUAGUCGAGGGCAGUGACGGGGGAAGCCGCAAUGAAUGGGCUAGUGGGCCAAUGUAUUUUAUCCAGGGCCGUCUUAGUGUGGACAUCAUCAAAACAGGAGGCGAGAAAGUGAGCGCACUUGAAGUUGAGCGGGAGCUGUUAUCAUUGCCUGAAGUUGCGGAAGCAGCUGUCGUCGGUCUCCCGUCUGAGACAUGGGGACAGAGAGUGGCCGCGGUAAUCGUUCUGAAAGAACAACACACAGCAUCGCAAGGGCUGACUGACAGUAAUGGCGACGAGACAAGCAGCCGCGGCAUUUACAAACCAUGGGGUCCACUCCAUCUGCGUCGACUGUUAGGCGAUCGUCUCGCAGCGUAUAAACUUCCGCACGAAGUCAAGGUUCUUGAUGGGCCUAUUCCGAGAAAUGCAAUGGGCAAGGUGAACAAAAAGGCACUUGUCAAGGAGAUUUUUGGAGUAGAGGGAUAA